AUGGGUCCCCUCCCCGCCUGCUCCUCCGCGCGGUGGCCGCCGCCGCCGCCUGACCCCCACGCCGCGCACGCGGCGGCGGUCAAGUCCGGCGCGCUCGGCACCUCCCCGGACGUCCGCGCCGCCAACGCCGUCAUGUGCGCGUACCUCCGCGCGGGCCGCCUGGCCGACGCGCGGGACGUGUUCGACCGGAUGCCCGCGCGCGACGCCGCCUCCUACAGCGCGCUCAUCUCGGGCCACGCGCGCCUCGCCGGCGGCUCCGGCCCCGCCACCGCCGCCGCGGCUGAGCUGCUCGGCCGCAUGCGCCUCGUGGACGGGCUGCUCCCCACCGAGUACACCUUCGUCGGCCUCCUCACCGCAUGUGCCCGCAGGGGCAACCCGCGCCUCGGGACGCAGGUGCACGCCCUCGCCGCCAAGUCCGGCCACGCCUCGUCGCUCCUCGUGGCUAAUGCGCUCCUCGGCAUGUACGUCAAGUGCGGCCGCUUCGGGGACGCGAUGAGGGCGUUCGACGGCAUGGACCGCCGCGACGUCUCGUCGUGGAACGCGGUCCUGGCCGGGCUCGUCGAGCUGGGGCGGCACGAGGAGGCGUUCGAGCUGUUUGGCGAGAUGCGGACGAGCGGGAACGUCCGCGCCGACAGGUUCACUCUGUCGGCGCUCCUCACCGCGGCGGGCGAGGGGUUUGGCCAGCCCCAGGGCGAGGCGGUGCAUGCUCUGUCGCUCAAGUCGGGGCUGGAGACGGACCUGAGUGUGGGCAACGCGCUCAUCGGGUUCUACGCGGAGCAUGGGGCCUCUGUUGAGGACGUGGUGAGCGUGUUCCAGAGGAUGCUGGUGAAGGACGUGAUUUCGUGGACCGGUUUGCUGAAUGGGUACAUGGAGUUCGGUCUCGUUGACAUGGCACUGGAUGUGUUUGAACAGAUGCCGCAGAGGAACUUCGUUACAUACAAUGCGGUUCUCACUGGGUUUUGUCAGAACAAGGAAGGCGUGCGUGUCACGUUUGCCAAGAAGGCGGGCCAACGAGGUCUCGGCUUGUUUAGGCAAAUGGUGGAGGAUGGGCUGGAGAUCUCAGAUGUCACGGUGACGGGCGUGCUGAAUGCAUGUGCUAUUGCUGCAGAUAGGAAGGCGAGCGAGCAGGUUCAUGCAUUUGUGAUUAAGUGUGGAUGUGUAUCUAGUCCGUGGAUUGAUGCUGCGUUGAUUGAUAUGUGCAUCAAAUGUGGCCGAUCUGGAGACGCGCAUCUGUUAUUUGAGCAAUGGCAGCAUGAGGAGAGCUUUCACAUUGCCUGGAAUUCUCUACUGCUGGCUAGUGUCAGAGAUGUAUGUGGCAGUCUAGGUUUUGCUGAACCUGGAAAGCAAAUGCAUUCCUUUGCUGCAAAAUCCGGGCUUCUGUGCGCUCGUGGAGUUGGUAACGCGAUUAUUAGUAUGUACGGCAAGUGCGGGGAGUUGAAAGAUGCGGUCAGUUUCUUUGAGGGAAUGACUUGUCGAGAUUCGGUGUCAUGGAAUGCAAUGAUCACUGCCCAUCUUCUUCUUCAUCAGGGGGAUGAGAUAUUGAAGAUAUGGUCUGAGAUGGAGAGAUUAAUGGUCAGGCCUGAUUCCAUUACAUUUCUUCUGGCAAUAUCUGCUUGCAGUCACACAAGCUCAGACUCCACAGAGAAAUGCAGGGAACUCUUUCUUUCUAUGCCAAGCACAUAUGGCAUUGAACCAGCCAUGGAGCACUAUGCAGCCUUUGUUUAUGUCCUUGGCUGCUGGGGCCAUUUUGACGAGGCAGAGCAGCUUAUAGGUGGUAUGCCAUUAAAGCCUGGUGCAUUAGUUUGGCGGUCUUUGCUAGACAGCUGCAGCAAACACUCCAACAUGGCCGUGCGGAGGCGAGCCAUGAAGCGUCUGCUGGCAUUGGAGCCACAAGACCCAUCCACGUACGUGCUGACUUCAAACCUGCUAUCUGAAUCAGCAAGGUGGCACUCCUCUGAGAACACAAGGCUGGAGAUGCGUGAAAAGGGUAUGCGCAAGAUCCCAGCCAGGAGCUGGACGUUUCACGGCAACAUGGUGCACUCAUUUUUCGCACGGGAUAGAGCACACCCACAGUCCAGGGACAUAUACGCUGGCCUGGAUGUGCUGAUCGUUGAGUGCAUAAAGGCUGGGUACGAGCCGGACACCACCUUCGUCCUGCACGACGUCGAGGAGUACCAGAAGAGGCACUUUCUGAUGUACCACAGCGUGAAGCUAGCGUCAAUGUAUGGCCUUCUGAUGGCAGGCCCUGGACAGAUCGUCCGUGUGGUGAAGAACAUCCGCAUGUGCGGAGAUUGCCACUCUUUCUUGGAGCACGCCUCUGCUGCCACCGGUAAAGUGAUCUCGGUUCCUGUUUGCACUUCCUCGGGGGCUUGUCUUACCAGGGCCAUCGGGGAAGUGGCAAUAGGGCAGGCAUUUCCGGAGCCCUCCAGGUUCACAGGUCUGGGCCGUUGGAUGAAUGGCAGCUGGCAGAGAGAUAACCAAAGUGAAGACAAUGCUGAGGCUAAUCAGAACUGUCAGCCACAGGAUAAUUUGUUGGACCAGCUCUGCAAUCUAUCUUAG
Molecule: messenger RNA, 2559 nt
Organism: Miscanthus lutarioriparius
Lineage: Eukaryota; Viridiplantae; Streptophyta; Magnoliopsida; Poales; Poaceae
Source: the annotation of a GenBank genome assembly